Molecule: messenger RNA, 1606 nt
Organism: Blastomyces dermatitidis ER-3
Lineage: Eukaryota; Fungi; Ascomycota; Eurotiomycetes; Onygenales; Ajellomycetaceae
Product: signal peptidase I
Exons: 3
Coding region: 312-776 (154 amino acids)
Source: RefSeq, a predicted model, not a curated record
GAAAGUUUGGCAGCAUAAGAGAAUCAGCAUGAAGCCAAUCACGUCUGCACAAAGUAAUUAAUUUAAUAAACCUUUGUUGCUGUUCUGGCUGUUGUUUUCUAGCAGCGAAAACUAUGCUUAGCUUGCCCGCUCAGUCUCCACCUGCUCCCCGCCGCCUCGCCCAGUUACAACUUUCAAGGCAACAAGCAAGUUCAGAGUCAUAUCACACCCUCUUCGUUAUCAACAACCACCACCACAAUUCAUUCUUCCCGACUCCCCAUCCUUUUUAGACAUACACAUAGAAACGUGCAGACUCCUCACACAAGGCAAUAAUGGGGAGCCAAAAACGUAUCGCUAAGGAGUUCAAUGAACUAAUGGAGUCGCCGCCAACGGGCAUCUCCGUCACUCUCGCAAAUGGCUCAGACCUCUAUAACUGGAAAGUCCACAUGCAGGGUCCCGAAUCCUCACCGUACAAUGGCGGCAACUUCAUCAUAAACCUCUCCCUCCCAAACGACUACCCCUUCAAACCGCCCACAGUCUCCUUCGACACAAAAAUCUACCACCCAAACGUUACCAACGAUGACAAGGGGAGCAUGUGUCUAGGGAUGCUCAAGUCUGACGAGUGGAAGCCUUCGUCCCGGAUUGCUGCGGUGCUGGAGUUCGCGAGACAGUUGCUUGUCGAGCCGAUGCCGGAUGAUGCAGUCGAGGGCCGUAUUGCGGAACAGUAUCGCGAUGAUCGUAAGAGGUUCGAUGAGAUUGCUAGAGAGUGGACGAGGAAGUAUGCAUCGGGGAAAUAGUUGAAUUUGGGGGGAAGGGUGGCAUAGAAAUGUUAUAGAUAGAUGCAGGUGGGGCUGUGGGUAGAUUGCUGGGGGCUUAUUUCCGAUGAGAGAGGGGGCGGGCGGGGUGAAAAGGCUAGGUAGAGCGGGCGAUUGGUUGUUGGAUGGGUUUGAUUUUUUUUUACGAUUAUCCCUCUGCUACAUUUUUCAUCUUUUCUUUCCCUGCAUUACCAUUUGGUUUUGUUCGCUUUAUUGAGGGUUUGAUGGUGGGCAUCAUGGUUCUUGUCCCUGGUCAUAUCCAAUACUUUCGGUGGGCAUGUUCUCUCCUUUUCUUUCUACAUGUUAGGGUUCCUGGGCAUAUUCAUGUGCAUUCUCGCCAGCGUUGAUGGGAAGAAAGUGUUGGGCAGAGGGGAGGUUAUGCUUCGAUUUUUGGUUCCUUUGCAUGUUUUUUUCUUUCUGGCCUUGCAUGCAGGUACUAUCUGGCGUUUAUUUUUCUGAUCGUUUCCUUUAUGAAGUCUUCGUAACUACGCUGUGGAGAUGGAUUUGUUAGAGAAAGAGAGAGAUAGAGAGAGAUAGGCUCGGGUAAAUUGCCGAUUCUAAUAUAGAUAUAUAAACCACGAGAUAUUAAUAACCAGUAGCUAGAGUCUGGAUUGGACAUUCCGCUGCAGUGUAAAGUGGUUUUGCUGAUUAAAUUGCAUUUAUCUGAGUUCACCAUCAAGCAAAGGUAAAACUUCAGACAUUAUUUUUGUUCUCCCAGCGAAAAUAUGUAUAAGUUAGAGCGAAACGAAGGAGUAAGAGUAAGGGUGUUUCUCGAUGUGCUAAUACUUAUAUAUGGCUAUCAAGGUUUUUUA